AUGACGGAAUCCGCCCCUCCGCCCUCCGUCCCCAACACGACCGCAACGCCGGCAGGCCCAACAACCACCGCAAAUCAAUCCACGGCCUCCAACAAUAACAACAGCAAUGGAACAGCAUCGGCUCAGAGCGGCGCCAACCGCGGCCUACCAUACUAUGAGAAACUGCGACGCGAGCUACGCGACACGUUACAGAAGAAGCGAUUAAUGGAUAAGAGUAUGGCCCAACUCGAAGAUCAAAUCUUUCGCUUCGAACAAUCCUACCUCGAAGAAACAACUGCCGGGAACAUCAUUAAGGGAUUCGAUAAUUAUAUCAAGGGCUCAUCUAGCGGUGCCGGCGCUGGCGGGUCAUUGGCGCUUUCUGGAGGCGUAGGUGGCGCCAGAAGAAAGGCACAGGUGACGGAUGCCGAUCGCGUUUUCUCGAGAAGCUCGGCGAGCUUUAUGCGGGAUUCGACACCAUCAUCUGUUCAGACUACUCCGUCGCAUGCCCCAACCCCGACAUCUGUCAAUGGAUCGUCAGGGAAACCGAAUGGCGAUUCUUCUGCGCCUGGAAGUGUGAAAGGAGGAUCGUCUUCGUCGAAGAAUAAGAAAAAGUCAAAUGCUAAUAAGGAUAAGAAUGAUGACGAUGAUGAAGCGGGAGAUAAGCCACCCACGAAGAGGUUGAAAAUCAGCUACGGAAGGGAUUGA
Molecule: messenger RNA, 684 nt
Organism: Aspergillus nomiae NRRL 13137
Lineage: Eukaryota; Fungi; Ascomycota; Eurotiomycetes; Eurotiales; Aspergillaceae
Product: chromatin modification-related protein EAF6/MEAF6
Exons: 3
Coding region: 1-684 (227 amino acids)
Cellular component (GO): NuA4 histone acetyltransferase complex
Source: RefSeq, a predicted model, not a curated record